UAGAAAGUUAUAAAAAUUAACAAGGGUAGUUUUACAUAUAAAAAUACAAUUAUAAAGCAGAAUUGCAUAUACAUUUACAAUUUUCCAUUCAUUGUCACAAUAUCUUUAGUCUUUUAUUUAGAUGAUUCAGAUGAAAUAUAUAUAGUUUUGUAUUGUUUUCUAAUUUUCUUUUUUUCUUCAUUUUGCUUCUUUUUUAUGAUGGAAUUGUCACUUAAUGAAUUUUUUGUAUCUUCAGCAAACUGUACAAUUUUCUGCGGUUUUUGUACUUCUCCAAUUAAAUUUGAAUCUGUUGUUUCAAUAUGAGUUGCUUUAAGAUCUAGUACUGUAUUGUUCUCUAUUAUUUUGCAUUGUACUAUGUUCGCGUUUUCUUCCAAUUUUGUAUCUUCAAAUUUGGAUUUGCUAUUAUUGUCAUGAUCAAGACAAUUUUUAUCAAUAUCUGCUUUAUAUGAUUUAUUUAUUAAUAGAUCUGAUUUAUAUACGGUAUCUAUAUUACUAGUUGUUUGUAGCAUGUUCUUAGACUUAAGGUAAUUAAUUGGUAAUGUAUUUUUUAAUGUUGUUAAUUCUGAUGUAACUUUUUCAAUAUUUUUUAUAUCACUUUCUAAUAUUAUUUCUUCUUUAUCAGGAAAAUCUUUAUAAAUAGUCCUGUGUUGUUCUAUUGCUUCAAAAAAUAAUUUAUAAUCUGAUGAAAUUGUAUUUUCCAAUUCUAACUGACUUUUAAUUGCUGAUAAUUGUGCCUGCAAAGUAACAUUACAGUAAUUAUAUAAAAAUAGUUUUAUAUUUAAUAAAAGAACUUACUUCCAUAUACAUUGCUUUAUAUUGCCAGUAUUGAAGUUGUUUAGCUAUUUUAUGUUUUAUUUCAGUUUGAAGUAACAUAUCAACAGAAUCACGUUCAAUCCUCUGAUGUAACUCCUGUAUUUCUUUUUUUUUCUCUGCUAGUAAUGACUCCAAAUAGCUGAAGUAAAUAUAAUUUUGUUUUAUACAAACACAGUACUUUAUUUUAUAAGAAAACAAAAGAAUGUAUUAUAAAGAACAUGCUUACCUAAAGGAGUUAUCAAUUGUUUUCGUUUCGGUAUUAGCUUGUUGAACUUCUAAUAAUUUCUUUUCCAAAUCACGAAUUCUGUUUUUAUAUUUAUUUAUUAAUUCAUUAUCUUCUGAAAAUAUAUUUACAUAUUCAUCCCAUUUUCUUAAUAUAGAUGCUUUCUCUAUUUUCAGAGUUUUAACUUCUUCAGCUUUUAUAUCAUAUGCUUGUUUUAGUUCAUCAUAUUUUUUUUUUAAAAUAGUUACUUUAUUUACCGCCAGUUGACGUCGAUCCUCAACUUCAGCAAACAAAGAAUUACCUAUAAUAGUAUUACAAUAUUUAUUAUCUUCUUUAAUAUUUCCUUUUAUAUGUAAUAAUUAAUUUUAAAAAUUACCUUUGCACGAUUCACUAGCAGGAACAAUUUUCAAUGUUUCUAUCUCUGAACGACAAAUAACUAAUUCUUCACGAAUACUUUCUAAUACUUCAUUUUUUUCUUUCAAAUUAUUUUUAGUUACCUAUAUAAAAUAAUUAUUUAGAUUAAUUUUUAUAUUUGAUUUAUUUAAUCUUAAGUGCAUAAUUUUUUGAAUAAACAGUAUACUUCUAAAAUUUCUUGAAGUUCAAAAACUUGAUUUUUAAUAUCUUUAAUAAUUUCUUCAGCAUCCUCUUUUUUUCGUUUUUCAUCUUCUAAAUUGAUUAAAAGUUCUUGGAUCUGCUCUUUUAAUGGUGUUAACUUUUCUUCAAUAUCAUCGGUUUUAUAUGAAUUAUCUUGUGAUGUUUUAACUUUGAAUUGAUGUAAUGAAUCAUAUAAUUCCUUAUUUUCUUUUUCUUUAUUUUCUAAUAUUAUUCCUAGGUCAUUAAGUUGAUUUUCAUACGCUUCUUUAGUUUCCCGGUUUCUAGAUUAAAAAAAAACAUAAUUACUAUAAAUAUUUAAAAAUUUAUAUGUUUUAUAAUUAUAUAUGUUUAUUUACUUUUCUUGAAUAUCGUGAAGUUUUUUUUCUGCUUUCUCUUUUUCCUUUAUUAGCAAUUGUUCCAAUGAUUCAUUAACUUCUUGAAGUUCCCUUUGCAUAGCUUCAUUAUGGAUAAGUUUUAGAUGUAAUUCGUGUAAUUCUUGACGAUAAUUUUCAUUUUGUAAAUGUAUUUUACGAUAAUCUGUACUUCCAUCAAAAGUCUCGUUUAAAUAUUCGUCUUUCGAGCCUAUAAAUGCACUUUCAUUACACGAAGACAUUGUCUCAGACAUUUUGAGGUUAUGUUUAUGUUUUCUCUAUACAUUCGGCGGGAAUCAAUCAAAGAAAUUUGAAUUCUCAUGUACUUGAGAUGUACUAUAUCGGCAUAAAUUAAUACAUCUUUUACAUUUCAAAUCUCGCAUUCUACUACACCAUAUGAGCUAUUGGUACUUAUUUUAAAUAAGAGGGCAAAUACGAUGAUGUUACGAGGUGAACAUCCAAAUGAUUUCAUACUUAAAGUAUGUGGUCAAGAAGAAUAUUUGAUUGGAGAAUAUCCUCUUAUACAGUUUAAUUAUAUCCAAGAUUGUUUAGCAAGAGACAUUACACCAACGCUUAUUACUCUCAAUGUAGAUAGUGUAUCUUUAGAUCAGGAUAAUGGUCCUGAGAAUCCAGAUGUAGAUGCACUACAGCGCACAAGACCUUCCUUUUCUACGCUUACACUUCGUAAAAAAGGCAAACAUGUUUCUGCUUGGAAGAUAGAUGAUCCAUUUGUGUUCACUGUAAAUGGUAUUUCUCGACUCAACUGUGAUGCUGCCCAUCGGACAGUAGAGAUUGGGUUGCAAGCUGGCCUUUUCCAUGGCGGGAAGUCAUUGUGUGAGAGUCAGAAAACCAAAGAAACUAUAGUAAGCUCGGAUGGCAGUUGUGAAUGGGAAGAAACUCUUAGAUUUGAUAUAAAAGUUAAAGAUAUACCUCGAAUGGCACGUUUAUGUUUUGUCUUGUAUGAAAUUAGUAAAACUUCAAAAGGCCUAAAGAGUAGAAGACUGGUUAAAGAUUCUAAGCAGGAAUUCUUUAUAAAUCCUUUGUGUUGGGCAAACACAACUAUAUAUGACUUUAAGUCUCAAUUAAAGACUGGAGCGAUGACAUUAUAUACAUGGACAUAUGCAGAGGAUAUGCAGAAUGAUGAUUUACUUCAUCCUUUAGGGACAGUAGUAUCAAAUCCACAUAUUGAUAGAGCAGCAGCACUUAUGCUGACAUUUCCUAACUAUGGAAAAGAUAAAUCUGUACUCUAUCCUACUCCAGAAAAAAUGGUAGAAUAUGCAAGAAAACUACGUGAAUCUGCUAGUGAAAGAAUAAUGCAAGAAGAACCAAAUCAAGACAAUGACAUUAAUAAAUUUCAACAAUUAGAACAAUUAAGAUCUUUAGCAGAUAGAGAUCCACUCCAUGAACUCCAUGAACAGGAGAAGAAAACUAUGUGGGCAUUGAGGCAUCAUUGUCUUCAUGAAAUUCCAACAGUUUUGGCCAAACUAUUGCAAUGUGUAGAAUGGAAUGAUCACAAAGAAGUAGCAGAAGCUACAGCAUUAGUACAACAAUGGCCAACAUUGCCAGUAGAAAAAGCAUUAGAAUUAUUAGAUUAUGCCUAUGCUGAUCAAAAUGUUAGAAGUUUUGCUGUACGUUGUCUUUUAGAUGUUAGUGAUGAGGAUUUGAGUUUGUACCUUUUACAAUUGGCUCAAGCAUUGAAACAUGAAAAUUAUUUAUCAUGUGAUUUAACUGAAUUUCUAUUAGGACGUGCUCUUAAUAACCAGAGGAUAGGACAUUAUUUGUUUUGGCAUCUUCGGUCAGAAAUGCAAGUUGGUUCUGUUUCUGUUCGUUUUGGUCUUAUACUUGAAGCUUAUUGUAGAGGUAGUCAACAACAUAUGCGAGCACUUUUUAAACAAAUGGAGUGCUUGGAUAAGUUAAGAUGUGCUUCAGAACAAGUUAAGCAGAAAAAAGAUCGUAAAGCAGCACUUCAAACCUUCCAAGAUUUUAUUCAAGAACCACAUUGUCAAGAAGCAUUAUCUAAUGUUCUUAAUCCAUUAGAUCCAAGCUUUAGGUGGAAACAUCUAAAAAUUGAAAAGUGUAGGGUUAUGGAUAGUAAAAUGCGACCAUUGUGGCUUGUCUUUGAAAAUGCGGAUCCAUUUGGUGAAGAUAUCUAUUUAAUACUUAAACAUGGAGAUGAUUUGAGACAAGAUAUGCUUACACUUCAGAUGUUAAGGAUCAUGGACAAGUUGUGGAAAAGAGAAGGUUUGGAUUUACGUAUGAAUCCAUACGGUUGUAUAUCUACAGAAAAUAGAGUUGGAAUGAUUGAAGUAGUUUUAAAUGCUGAGACCAUUGCAAAUAUACAAAAAGAGAAAGGCACGUUUUCUGCAACCGCUGCUUUUAGGAGAGGUUCAUUAUUAGCUUGGCUGAAAGAUCAUAAUCAUACAGAAGUAGCUUUAAAUAAAGCCAUUGAAGAAUUUACGUUAAGCUGUGCUGGGUAUUGUGUCGCAACAUAUGUUCUUGGAAUUGCUGAUAGACAUUCUGAUAAUAUUAUGGUUAAAAAAACUGGCCAACUAUUUCAUGUUGAUUUUGGUCAUAUCCUCGGACAUUUUAAAGAGAAAUUUGGGUUUAGACGUGAACGCGUGCCGUUUGUAUUAACUAAUGAUUUUGUUCAUGUAAUUAAUAAAGGACAGACAAAGAAAGGGCAAGCUGUGGAAUUUCAGCGAUUUCAAAAUCAUUGUGAACAAGCUUUUUUAAUUUUAAGACAGCAUGGUGGUUUAAUUCUAUCCUUAUUUGCAAUGAUGAUAUCUACUGGACUUCCUGAACUUUCAUCAGAAAAAGAUCUCAACUAUUUAAGGGAUACAUUGGUGUUAGAAAUGUCUGAAAGUGAAGCUCAAAAACACUUUAGAAGUAAAUUCGAUGAGGCACUUUGCAACUCAUGGAAAACUUCACUUAAUUGGGCUUCACAUAACAUGGCUAAAAAUAAUAAAACAAUAUGAAAAGUUAUACUAGAAAAGGAACGAUAUUAUUUCAAUGUGUUUGACGAUAGUUAGAAUGCAGUUAUGCUCUAUAGGCAGUGUAAAGUUAAUGUCUGAGAAACUUUUGAAGGUGGUAAGAGUCAGUGAAGUAUGCUGAUUAACAAUUUCUAAAAAGUCAAUGUACUAAGAAGUUGUGAAUAAGACAGUAUUUACUACAUGCAAUGAAUACGUAUAAUGCACAUAUAAUGUUUUAAAUCGAACUGUUAAUGUGAAUUGCUGUCUAUGAAUGACGAAACAAUGAAAAUCAGGCGGACGCGUUUUAUUAAGCUCUCAGUCGUUGAACACGAUAUCCAUAAAAAUACUUAAUAGUAAGAAAUACACUGUGGCAUAUAUUUUCAGAGGCUGAUGUAUGAUACAUAUCAUUUCUUAACAUAGACAGCCUAUUCAUAAAUUUAACAAUAAAAUUAUGUUUAAUUUGAAAAAGUAUAUUGCUUUGAAUUUUGUAAAAAAGUUUCAUUUAAAAAUUGCUGAUAGCUGGCUUGUACAGAACUACCUUAUAUGUAAAUUGUCUUCUUUAAAUAUCACACUACACUAGAGCGCCUUAAAAUGGUAUGCAUAGAAAUUCUACUAGAGGACUACUGUUUAAGAAAUCCAUUUAAAUCCAAUUCUAUUAUAUACGGCAAUAAAAAGUACAUUCAAGUAUACCAAAACGUGAGGUUCUUACAUGUAAAGGAUGAUAAAAUAGAAAAAAGCUAUUGUAUUUUUAUUACUUAGUCUUCGACAGUAGUGCAGAAACUAAGAAUAAUAAAUUUUAUCUUAUAAUUUAUUAAUAACACUUAAGCAUUAUUUCUUAUCGCCCUUAAUAUAAAUCGUGCUAUGCAAUAGUCAGUGAUAGUGUGAUAAUUCAAAGCAAUAUUUAUUCAUAAAAUUAUGUUUAAAUAACUUAAAUUUGUAAGCGGAGCAUUACCAGGUUUCUGCCGUUGGGUCGACGUGGCGACCGCCUCAGGUGCCAAAAAUAAUAAGUGUCGAGAGGACCAUUUUUCGUUUUAUUAGCACAUUUUUAUACGUUUUUGUUUUUAUGUAUUCAUAUAUAGGAAACUCAUCUUUGCGUUGCAUAAAUGUUAUUCUUUUUUUUUAACAAGUUCAGUAAAUAAUUGUUGAGCAUACACUGACUUUUUGAAGAGUAUUGCAAAUGUCAGCAAUUUCUUUCUUUGAAUUGGAUAGUCUAAUAAAAUGUAUUUUUUUCUUUAUACAGGAAGCAUAUUAAGCUUAAGCAAAACAUAUUCUUUAAGAAACAUUAAACAAUGUAUAAUAAUAAGAGACGAUUACCAAUGUUUUCCUACCAUAAAAUGUUGGAAUAAUGAUGGCCCUUUUGAGAAAAAAAAAGAAAAUGUCUGACUGAAAAAAUAUUGUUUUUGUAUUAAUAAUACGGAAUCUCCAAUCGAAUGUUUAUUUACGAUUGCUGUCAUCUCAUAAUUAUGGAAUAUCUAUAACCAAGAUAUUCAUGACAAUCAUAAUUAACACAUUUUUUGCUAAUACAAACAAUGUGAUAAAACUUCACCAAAAGAAAGAAAAAAAGAGAAUAAGAGUGGGGGGUGGGGGGAAGUGGGAGUAUCCAAAUCAAGAAUUAUGUUAUUGAUCGAUAAAUAAAAAGUUUUGUUUAUAUUCAAAAGCCGUUAAUGUUAUCGGCUGUUUGAAAAUUGUGUAAAUGAUAAAUAAACAUUGAUCGAACGUCGAAAACGUAAUGACCAUUGAAA
Vespa velutina is the source of this 6712-nucleotide messenger RNA. It is a transcript of the gene Pi3K92E, whose product is annotated as phosphatidylinositol 4,5-bisphosphate 3-kinase catalytic subunit delta isoform. Lineage: Eukaryota; Metazoa; Arthropoda; Insecta; Hymenoptera; Vespidae. The transcript is spliced from 9 exons. The record is from RefSeq and is a predicted model, not a curated record. Gene Ontology annotation, cellular component: plasma membrane; cytoplasm; phosphatidylinositol 3-kinase complex. Gene Ontology annotation, molecular function: 1-phosphatidylinositol-3-kinase activity; 1-phosphatidylinositol-4-phosphate 3-kinase activity. Gene Ontology annotation, biological process: phosphatidylinositol-3-phosphate biosynthetic process; cell migration; phosphatidylinositol-mediated signaling. The coding region runs from base 2439 to 4976 and encodes 845 amino acids.